AUGACUAAAAGAGCACCUUAUACGCGGCCGUGUGAUUCGUGUAGUAUUCGGAAAGUUAAGUGUGAUAUGAAAACUCCAUGUUCAAGAUGUGUCCUCAAUAAAUUGGAAUGUACAAACAACCGAGUAAGAAAAAAAUGUGGUCCUAAGAAGCUCCGUGAUAGAACUCGAGAAGCAAUCAAUAAUUUAAAUCAUCGAGAAGAAGAACCCAGUACAGAUUCAUUUGUCCCGCAUUUCCAGUUGGACAAACUACACCCCUGUUUGGAGACAUAUCAAAUUUGGUAUUAUGGAAUUUGGCCGGUUUUGUCAACUUCUAACCUAAUAAUGAGAAUUGCAAGAAGAGAUGUGUCGGCUUAUGCGCUUUCCUGUGCGUUAAGCGCAGCAAUACUCAGUCAAAUAGAUUUCAUUAGUAACAAUGGGACCUAUUGUAUCCCGGAAGACGUUAAGAAAUUAGGUUUUGUCGGCGAAUGUAUUCGAGCUCGCACUUAUAUGAAUUAUCAAAUGACUCCUACCCUUGAAACAAUAUUAACGUCAUUUUUUUUACAUGUGGCUGAAGUGAAUAAAGGUAACAAGCCAGCGGCAAUUCUUUAUUUGAGAGAAGCUAUUACCAUGGCCCAGAUAAUUGGAUUGCAUAUUGAAUCGACUUAUCAACUGAAAUCAGUAGCUGAUGCACAUCGAAUGAGAAAGAUAUAUUUUAUGUUAAUGGUGACAGAAAGGUUCAUGUGUAUUGACGACUUGAUGCCAGUUGUCCUUGAAAACUCAAUCGAAGAAUUUACAUUGGAUGAUGAGCAAUAUUCAGUGUUAAUUGAUGGAUUUAAGGAGUUGGUUAAGGUUUUUUCUAUCCCUCUGAAAGCCAUUUUCGACAGGUUUAUACAAAUGAAUGAUUCAAAAUACAUGCAUCCAGAGACUGCUGGGCUACUUCAGAAAAUACAAUUAGAAUUAGAAUCAAUUUGUAUUUCGCCAGUAGCACCAGGUAUUCAAAGGGCAAAUAUACUAGUCAGCAAAUAUUGGAUGAAGGCAUUGACUUGGAAAAUCACAAGGAGCAACAAUUUAUUGGAUAACUUCAUAUCUACAUUAAGUGUUAGAUAUCCACUAGAGUUAUCUGAGCAAUUUCUUAGAGAAAUCAAGAAUAUACCGUUGACAGCGUUUGAGUCGAAUGGACCAGGUGUGGUGUUCAAGUUAUUACUGAUAGCAACAGUAUUAAUUGAUGCAAUUAAUUUAACCAACGAUGUCGUAGGGUAUGAUUCAUUGCAGCGCAUGUUUGAUUUGAUUUCUAGAUUGCGAAAAACAGACAUGAUAAUCCCACGUCGGGAAUAUGAUAGGAUUAAAGACGCAUUAAAUAAAAUGGAGAUUGAUAUGAUUUUUAGCAGUUCUCAACUGGGUGGCUACAUUUCCGAAGUGGAUUCAAAUGGCUCAUUGGAUGCUUUUCUUACAGAUCCUCUUGUGCUUUAUUCAGGAAAUUAUGACGAGGGUGAUACAAGCUUCAUACCAGACUAUUCAUAA
Candida dubliniensis CD36 is the source of this 1500-nucleotide messenger RNA. It is a transcript of the gene SUC1, whose product is annotated as transcription factor. The record is from RefSeq and is a predicted model, not a curated record. NCBI's taxonomy places the organism in Eukaryota, Fungi, Ascomycota, Pichiomycetes, Serinales, Debaryomycetaceae. Gene Ontology annotation, molecular function: zinc ion binding; DNA binding; DNA-binding transcription factor activity, RNA polymerase II-specific. The transcript has a single exon. Gene Ontology annotation, biological process: DNA-templated transcription; regulation of DNA-templated transcription. Bases 1 to 1500 code for a protein of 499 amino acids.